Eimeria mitis is the source of this 417-nucleotide messenger RNA. RefSeq lists its product as uncharacterized. NCBI's taxonomy places the organism in Eukaryota, Apicomplexa, Conoidasida, Eucoccidiorida, Eimeriidae. Bases 1 to 417 code for a protein of 138 amino acids. The record is from RefSeq and is a predicted model, not a curated record. The transcript has 3 exons.
AUGGAGGGACCAGACGCACUACCAGAGACGCAUGAAGCUGCUAAUGCUCCAACCAAAGGGCCGGGUGAAGAUGAACGGGACACAACGACGCUGACAGCUGAACUAACAGCACUAGCCUCUCUCCAUGCCAGUAAUGCGGCGGCGCUGUGUGCAGAGGCGGACAGGAAGUUAGAACUCCUACUGAAGGAGUGCACACAGCUUGAUUUGGAGUGUGAGAAGAUACUUGAGCAAGCCCAGGAACAGGAAAAGCCUCCGGAAGAACCCCCUCAGCAACAGCAGGAGGUUCAGGAGCAGGCGCCGAAGCAAGCAACUGCGAACAACAGUAGUAACGGCAAAGGAUCUGAGCCAGCUCCUUUCGUCCCCAAAUUGACGCGUGUUACCCCAAAGCCGGCGAGGUUUUUGCCAAAGAGGAAAUAG